CGGCGGGGCGGCGCGGGCCCGGUCGUCGCGUACAGAGCGUCCCAGCUUCUAGCGCGGGAGCGGGUUUGUGAAGCGGGCCGCGCGAGCCCCAGGCAUGGGCUUGCCGCCGCCGACCCCUCUGCUCUUGGGGCUUCUCCUUCUGCUGGACGUCCUGAGGCCGCUGUGGGGGGACCUGGUUUUCAUCCCUGCUUUCAUCCGUAUGACCGGCCCUGCGGUCAGCGCUUCCCUGGUCGGAGGCACCGAGGAUGUGACCGUGUCCCUGGCCUUGCUGCAGGACAAGGAGGGCUUAUUGCCAACUCCAGCUUGUGGAGCGCUGACCAAUGAGACCGGAGACUGGAGCUUGACUGUGACCCCCAGUGUGGUAAGGCCAGAGAGCGCGUUGGAUGUGACAGUGAGGCUGAAGAGGGGUCUGCAGGGGUGUUCCGCUAACGAGACAGAUCCCUUCUCAGAGCCCCCGUGUAUUGUCCAAACUCUUCUGGUUUCGGCUUCUCACAAUUCAUCCUGUUUAGCACAUCUGCUCAUUCGAGUGGAGAUUUACGCCAACUCUUCUUCGGCCCGGAAUGCAUCAGAGAAUGUGACUGUUAUUCCCAACCAGGUGUAUCAACCCCUGGGUCCUUGUCCUUGUAAUUUGACCGCUGGGGCCUGUGACGUUCGCUGCUGCUGUGACCAGGAAUGCUCGUCGGAUCUCACAGGACUGUUCAGAGAGGCCUGUUUCACCGGCGUUUUUGGAGGCGAUGUCAACCCUCUGUUUGACCAGCUGUGCUCCGCGCAGGGGGCGCCGGAGGCCCCUGGCUGGUUCCCGUUCCUGUGUGUGCAGUCGCCGCUGGCCAACUCGCCCUUCCUGGGCUACUUCUACCACGGCUCCGUGUGCGUGUUGGGGCCCCCACGGGCCCCCCAGGUCCUCAACAUGAGUUCCUCUAGGCCACAGGCUUCCGCCGAAGUGUAUCUGCAUACUGAUCUGAGAGACUUCUCAGACUUCGGUUACAAACAAGGAGAUCCAAUCAUGACUGUGGACAAGGCAUAUUUUACCAUUCCGCAGGUGUCCCUGGCUGGGCAGUGCCUACAGAACGCACCGGUGGCUUUCCUUCAGAAUUUCGAUGUGCAGUGCGCCACUAGUUUGGAAGUAUCCCAGGAACAAGAUGGAAUUAUCAAUGCGAAGAUCAAGAAUGGCGUGCUGGGAGGCGUCGUUACACCAAGAGUAACCUAUGAGGAAGCAACCGACCCAGACAAGUUCAUCACCAGGACAGAAACACUUUUAAGUAAUGGAUCGGCCCCCAGAAAUGUGAAUGUGGAAGAACAUUAUAUUUUCAGAUGGAAUAAUAAUACAAUCAGUGAUAUAAGUGUCAAAAUUAUUAGGGUAGCAAUUAAUGCUCACCAGAAAGGGAUCAUGACACAGAGAUUUACAGUAAAAUUUUUAAGCUAUAAUAGUGGUGAUGAAAAGGAAUUUUCUGGAAAUCCAGGUUACCAACUUGGCAAGCCUGUUCGAGCUCUAAAUGCCAACAGGGUGAAUAACGUGACGACUCUGCACCUUUGGCAAUCGGCUGGAAGGGGUUUGUGUACAUCAGCAACUUUCAAACCCAUUUUAUUUGGAGAAAAUGCACUAUCUGGAUGUCUUUUAGAAGUUGGGACCAGUGAAAACUGUACUCAGCUCAGGGAGAAUGCUGUUGAACUACUUGAUUCAUUAAUACAAGCAACUCAUGUUGCAAUGAGAGGCAACUCCAAUUACAACGAUCCUAGCGAUGGCUGGGUCGAAAUAAUACGCGCAGAUGCCCCCGACACAGACACAGGGGCAGACCCAUCGGUUAGUGUGAAUGGCAUCUGCACGGAUAUUCCUGCCCGGCUCAACGUCCGCAUCCUCAGCUCAGAUGCUGGUGCAGUGGAAGGGAUUACUCAGCAGGAGAUACUUGGCAUAGAGACAAGGCUCUCCUUAGUGAACUGGCAGUUCCAGUGUGGGCUUACUUGUGAAGAUAAGGCCGACCUUUUCCCUGUCAGUGCGUCCGUCCAGUUUAUUAAGAUACCUGCACAGUUACCCCGUCCACCAACAAGAUUCCAGAUCAAUUUUACAGAGUAUGACUGUAACAGAAAUGAAGUGUGUUGGCCACAACUUCUAUAUCCUGUGACCCGGUAUUAUCAAGGGGAGCCUUAUUCUCAGUGCAUGGCCAAGGGCUUACUAUUGGUAUCGUUUUUCAUGUUAGCUGUGUUCCUCAGUAGCCCCUGGGCCAGAACAUGCCAAGUGUGAAAUUUCAACUACCAUCUGACUUCUUGCAGACCACAGACUUCAGUGAUUUGUUGUACUUCUGUGUACCUCUCUGUAAAAUUAUAAUAAAUGCGGUGCUUUAUUUUUGUAGCAAAUUUUUCUUAAGUGCACUGCGAAUUUAAUCCACACAUGUAACUAUCCAGAUGUGCAGAGCAAUGCAGGAGAGGCGUGCAUUCUCACCGCUGGACCAGGCUGAGCAAAAUGCAUGAGAGGGUCAGCUGGGUAAAUAAAUAGUAAAAGGUUUAGUGUAUCACAGGUUUCUAAAGUCAGAGGAAUUUUGGUCCAAAUAGAUUAGUCUUACCUUAGAAAGUUAGUAUUUUCUCUAAAUUUUUAUUUCUGUUGAAUUGAUUAAUUUCCUCUAUUCUAAAGAAAGAAUUAAAAAUCCAUAAAGCCUUAAGAUGUAUAUAUUAUAAAAUCUAUUAUUUUGUGUAAAGACACAAAAUAAAUUGAUGAGGGAGGGGCUGAGGGAAGGAAAGUAAUAUUGAGAGGAGAGUAAAACAAAAUCAGGAGUAAAGGUAAACCUGUGAAAAUACACACCAAAGACCUUGCAUAUAGCUAAGGUAGACCCCUUAUUUAGUCUUUAGUUUACAAAAAACCAAGUAUGAUUAGCUACAGGAAUCAUAAGUGCAUGGAUUUAAAAUAAGCUGGUUUUCAAUGAAGGACAGUUUUUCCUAGUUGAGCCUUGACAGAAAUUCCUCCUGUGGCUCCUUCCAGGGGGACAAAUGGCAUGAAGCAGGGGUCACUGGGGGAAAUGGAUGUCUUCAACCACAGCCCUAUCGUGGCCACACAGCAAAUCUCAGGAGUUUUCUUUGUGGGCCAGAUAAAUGUAGUCAUGUUUCGUACGGACUUUGUAUACUGUCCGUAAACCUAAUUUUGAAAAGUGAUCGUCUUCCCUUUCACACGCUGAUCGAAUUCCUCGUGCCUCCUGACUUCCCAGACAUGUCGAAUGUGUUGUUGCAUUUUCCAAUAUAAACCUGUGAAUCUAGUUCUAUUUUUUACUAAUUCAUAUUAAACAUGUAACUAAUGACAUAAAAAAGUUUCUCCCCCAACACCACUCACUAUUUAUAUUUCAUUGAGAAAUACUGGAUUCCCUUCUGCUGCUCUUUUUCUUUGAUUUGGAUCUCUGUGGUUGAAGUGAUUACAUCCUAU
Messenger RNA from Prionailurus viverrinus (fishing cat), 3406 nucleotides. It is a transcript of the gene TCTN2, whose product is annotated as tectonic family member 2. Gene Ontology annotation, cellular component: MKS complex. Bases 95 to 2239 code for a protein of 714 amino acids. NCBI's taxonomy places the organism in Eukaryota, Metazoa, Chordata, Mammalia, Carnivora, Felidae. Gene Ontology annotation, biological process: smoothened signaling pathway; protein localization to ciliary transition zone; cilium assembly. The record is from RefSeq and is a predicted model, not a curated record. The transcript is spliced from 18 exons.